This is a messenger RNA of Lachnellula hyalina, 1686 nucleotides long. Its product is annotated as High-affinity glucose transporter. Bases 1 to 1686 code for a protein of 561 amino acids. Gene Ontology annotation, biological process: transmembrane transport; carbohydrate transport. The record is from RefSeq and is a predicted model, not a curated record. NCBI's taxonomy places the organism in Eukaryota, Fungi, Ascomycota, Leotiomycetes, Helotiales, Lachnaceae. Gene Ontology annotation, molecular function: carbohydrate:proton symporter activity. Gene Ontology annotation, cellular component: membrane. The transcript has 7 exons.
AUGGGUAUCAUCAAUCUCGGCCACGAAACAGACCCGAUCUUGACUCGCGUCGUCGAGGAGGACAAGAUAAGAUGGUGGAAGAAACGGAACCUGAGAUAUCUGUACUUCCUUCUUUACCCAACUUGCAUGGGGAUUGAAAUCACCUCUGGCUUCGACUCGCAAAUGAUCAAUGGACUGCAGCUGAUUGGUCCGUGGAAUAAAUUAUCUGGGAGACAAAUGGAUGCUAAUAAAGUAGUUUUCGGUCGGUUGACGACUGUUUCGGGGAAGAAGCAAUAUGCUGUUGCUGGACCGCUGCUCGGCAUGAUCUCCUCGGCUUAUAACCUUGGUGCGAUUUUGGCUGUGCCUAUUGUUCCUUGGGUGGCGCAGAAAUGUGGUAGACGAUGGAGUAUCUUUAUUGGAUCUGCUUUCCAGUGCUUUGGUGCUAUCUUGCAGUGUUUCUCUGUCAAUGCCGGAAUGUACAUCGUUGCUCGGAUGAUCCUGGGUUUCGGCAUCGUGUUCUGCAUCGUCUCGGGUUCAGCUAUGCUGGGUGAGCUGUCGUAUCCAAAGGAACGACCAAUUAUGACUUCCAUGUUCAAUGCAUCUUGGUUCGUGGGCUCGCUGGUCGCAUCGGGGAUUGUGGUCGAGACGGCAAAGAUGAAGGGUGAUUGGGCAUGGAGAUUACCUUCGAUACUACAGUGUUGCCCAUCACUUGUCCAAAUGGCUUUGAUAUUUGUCCUCCCCGAGAGUCCCCGAUAUCUCAUCAGCAAAGACAGACGAGAAGAAGCCUACGAUAUCCUCGCCACAUACCACGCAGAAGGUGAUCACGACUCCCUCUUCGUAAAAGCCGAAAUGGCACAGAUCGAAACAACAAUCAGAGUCGAAAUGGAAGUCGCAAAACAGUCAUGGACGGACAUGAUAGCCACGCCCGGCAUGCGGCGUCGUACAUUCAUUGCUGCAGCCAUGGGCCUUUACACGCAAUGGUCCGGCAAUACCCUCAUCUCAUUCUACAUGGGCAAAAUCCUCGUCAUGAUCGGGUACACCGACACAUACACCAAAACCAUGUUCAACCUCGGCUACACAGCCUGGAGCUUCAUCAACGGCACCGUAAUCGCCAUCAUCUCGCCGCGCUUCAAGCGCCGCACCAUGUUCCUAACGGGCGCAUUCGGCAUGCUAGUAGGCUAUAUUGCAUGGACGGUCGCCAUGCAGCGGGCGAUGUUGGCGCUGGAUUUGAAGGUGCCGAAUAAAGCUGCCGGGAUCGCGGUCAUGUUUUUCAUCUUUUUCUACUCGCCGUGGUAUAAUAUCGGGAACAAUGCAUUGGCUUACACGUAUAUGGUUGAGCUUUUUCCAUAUGCCGAGCGUUCGAGAGGUAUUUCUAUUGAGCAGGUCUUCGUCCGCGGAGCCGGCUUCUUCACCACAUUCAUCAACCCCAUCGGUAUGGACGGCGCUGGGUGGAAAUACCUAAUCAUGUACAUCGCCAUGAUCUGCCUCGAGAUCCUCACCAUCUACUUCUUCUAUCCCGAAACCCAAGGACGGACAUUGGAAGAAUUGACUUUCUUAUUCGAGGACAAGGCACUUGAAGAGAAGGCCGUCGUUGCAGUAGAGAAGACGAUCCACCACGAAUCCGCCGACGAUCACCUUGUGGGCGAGAAGGGGCCCAGGGCUGAAGAGGGACAUGUGGAAGAGUUAGUGCCUCCGAAAAUGAGCUGA